[Torrubiella] hemipterigena is the source of this 1089-nucleotide messenger RNA. Lineage: Eukaryota; Fungi; Ascomycota; Sordariomycetes; Hypocreales; Clavicipitaceae. The record is from the annotation of a GenBank genome assembly.
AUGGCACCGGCAGUAACAGAACAGCUGCAAGCUGAGCUCCCAGUGCACCCCGCCAAGUUGCAGGCCCAAGCGCGCCAACCAGUUCACACCACUGGAGUGCUUGACACCUUCAAGUCCUUCGAUGUGACACCUGUAAUUGGCCGAGAGUUCCCCGAAGCAAAAUUGGUGGACUGGUUGAAUGCACCCAACUCUGAUGAACUAAUUCGCGAUCUUGCAGUGACCAUCUCGGAGCGGGGUGUCGUCUUCUUCCGUGCACAGGACGACUUGACGAACGAUCUCCAGAAGGAACUUAUCCUUCGUUUGGGCAAACUGACAGGUAGACCUGAAACCUCUGGUCUGCAUAUUCAUCCCAUCCUCAACUCGGAGCGCGAGCUGGGCGGCAGCGACCCCGAGAUCAGCACCAUUUCGUCGGUCCAGCAUGACAAGUUUUAUCGACAAACAAACCCGGACGAGCUAAGCCAGAAGAAGCAAAAGACUGCUCAGUGGCACAGCGACAUUGCCUUUGAGCCCGUGCCAGCCGAUUACACGUCCCUACGCUUGGUCCAACUUCCCAAGACCGGUGGUGACACUCUAUGGGCAUCUGGUUAUGAAAUCUACGAUCGCAUUAGCGAACCCUACCAGAAAUUCCUCGAGUCUCUCACGGUCACAUUUGAGCAGCCUGGCUUCAAAGAGGUCGCCAAGAAGUCCGGCUUUGAGAUCUACGACAAGCCUCGGGGCGCUCCGGAGAAUGUCGGCGACGAGCUAAAGGCGAUUCACCCCGUCGUUCGCACAAAUCCCGUCACUGGGUGGAAGAGUGUUUUCCCUGUUGGCGGACAUGUCAAGCAUAUCAACGGUGUUACCCAAGAGGAGAGCACGCAGCUUCUCGAUUGGUUCCUCGAUAUUGUGUACAAGGGCCACGACCUGCAGGUCCGCUUCAAGUGGGAGAAUCCCAACGAUAUUGCAAUUUGGGACAACCGCAGUGUAUUCCAUACCGCCACGUUCGAUUAUAAGGGGCUCGGCGAUAGAUUUGGCAACCGUGCUGUUGGGUUAGGCGAGAAGCCGUACCUUGAUCCUAACAGCACAUCUCGACGUACCGCAUUAGGGCUGUAA